This is a messenger RNA of Solanum stenotomum, 747 nucleotides long. Its product is annotated as leucine-rich repeat extensin-like protein 2. The record is from RefSeq and is a predicted model, not a curated record. Gene Ontology annotation, molecular function: DNA binding. The transcript has 2 exons. The coding region runs from base 1 to 747 and encodes 248 amino acids. Lineage: Eukaryota; Viridiplantae; Streptophyta; Magnoliopsida; Solanales; Solanaceae.
AUGGAAAUGUGGCCUAUAUCUACUAAUCCAAAAGUUGCACCACCUGAAAUUAAAAACAUGCCUGGAAGGCCAGGUAAGCUUAGAAGGAAAGAAGCUGGAGAAACAAAGAAAUUAGGAAAGUUGCCUAGAACUGGACUUGCCAUGACCUGCCGUAAUUGUAAUGGUAGAGAUCAUAACAAGAGAGGUUGUCCACAAAAUGUUCAAUCAUCAGGAAGGGAGGAACCAUCAGGUUCAGGUAAUGGAAGAGGCAACACAUCAUCAAGUUCAGGUAGGGGAAGAGGCAAAAUAUCAGGUUCAGGGGAAGAGAAUCCAUCAAUAGAAGGUGAGCCCCCAUCAAAAAGGGGAAGAGGAAGACCAAGAAAAACACCUACUGCACCUCCAGCACCUCUUACAUAUCCAACACUUAGUGCUCCUCCUCCACCUACUGCAACUUCUUUGCCUAUUACUAGUAAAAGAGGAAGACCAAGAAAAACACCUCUUGCACAUCCUACAUAUCUUGAGCAUCCAGCACCACCUACUUCAUUACUAACUACUAGUAAGAGAGGAAGACCAAGAAAAACACCUCCUGCACAUCCUGCAUAUCUUGAACAUCCAGCACCACCUACUUCAUUGCCAACUACUAGUAAAAGAGGAAGGGGCAGGGGAAGUGAAAGCACAAUCCCAUACAAAAGAUCAUCAAUCAUGGGAAUGGGUGUGUUUCAAGCUGAAAAUGGAUUCAAAGCAUUUAAUGUGAGUAUUUAUUACUAA